AGGUGCACGCGCUAGCUAUAGCUUGCUCCAGUGGAGUUCUGUCUGUGACGAUUCGAUCUCGAUCCCGCGACGGCUCCGAAAUGGAGAGCGACUGCCAGUUCCUGCUGCCGCCGCCGCCGCGCAUGUACGCCGCGGCGGGGGACGACGGCCAGUUCCUUCAGCAGCAGCAGCUGAGCGGCGGCGGCGGCGAGAGGAAGCGGCGGUUCACGGAGGAGCAGGUGCGGUCGCUGGAGAGCACGUUCCACGCGCGGCGCGCCAAGCUGGAGCCCCGGGAGAAGGCGGAUCUGGCGCGCGAGCUGGGGCUGCAGCCGCGCCAGGUGGCCAUCUGGUUCCAGAACAAGCGCGCCCGGUGGCGCACCAAGCAGCUGGAGCAGGACUUCGCGGAGCUGCGCGCCCAUUACGACGCCCUCCACGCCCGCGUCCAGUCGCUCAAGCAGGAGAAGCUCACCCUCGCCGCGCAGCUGGAAGAGCUGAAGAAGAAGUUGAACGAGCGGCAUGACCAGAGCGCCAGCUGCGGCGGCUCUUGCGCCGUCGCCGACGUGGACGACAAGAGGAAUAGCUUUACCAGCUGCGCCGUGGAGAAGGAUGAGAGCGCGGCGCCGGCGGGAGACGUCUCGGACGGCUCAACUCCAGGGUGGUACGAGUAUGACGACCACCUGGCGUAUGCGGUUGACCUGCACGAGCCGUUCUGCGCCACCCCGGAGCUGUGGGAGACGUCAUGGCCGCUGGUGGAGUGGAACUCAGUGGCAUGACCCAAGGUUGCAAAUACUACAUCUGUGUACGUCGAUGAUGUUGCUGGCUUGUCUAGCUGCUUGGUCCGGACCAUGUAGAUCGCUCAUGUCGAUCGGGCCGUCAGGUAGAAUCGUAGAACAGAUAGGUAGGGAUUCCACAUGCAAGCACCCACGAAAUGUACACGCGAGUAAUCCUCCCGCCGCCCGGCCGACGAUCUGCUCCGUCGACUCUGGGAUUCAUGUAUGUGAAACCGUGUCUGGCGGCUGUCACUCAUGUGGUUCCCGUCGCGCCGUCGCCAACGAAAACAGAAAGAAUCACUGUUACCUAUGGA
This is a messenger RNA of Hordeum vulgare subsp. vulgare (domesticated barley), 1063 nucleotides long. Its product is annotated as homeobox-leucine zipper protein HOX24-like. The record is from RefSeq and is a predicted model, not a curated record. The transcript has 2 exons. Gene Ontology annotation, biological process: positive regulation of DNA-templated transcription. The coding region runs from base 81 to 752 and encodes 223 amino acids. Gene Ontology annotation, cellular component: nucleus. Gene Ontology annotation, molecular function: sequence-specific DNA binding; DNA-binding transcription factor activity, RNA polymerase II-specific. NCBI's taxonomy places the organism in Eukaryota, Viridiplantae, Streptophyta, Magnoliopsida, Poales, Poaceae.